This is a messenger RNA of Uncinocarpus reesii 1704, 2583 nucleotides long. RefSeq lists its product as uncharacterized. Gene Ontology annotation, cellular component: spindle; kinetochore; nucleus. Bases 1 to 2583 code for a protein of 860 amino acids. Gene Ontology annotation, biological process: meiotic spindle assembly checkpoint signaling; mitotic spindle assembly checkpoint signaling; peptidyl-serine phosphorylation. The record is from RefSeq and is a predicted model, not a curated record. The transcript has a single exon. Lineage: Eukaryota; Fungi; Ascomycota; Eurotiomycetes; Onygenales; Onygenaceae. Gene Ontology annotation, molecular function: ATP binding; protein serine/threonine/tyrosine kinase activity; protein serine/threonine kinase activity.
AUGACCCUUGAUACUUCGCCCACGCCAUUGCCCGCAGGCCAGCGAAGGACGGCUUACAAUCCGCAAUUGACUUCGAUACACGACCUCCAUCGCAGAACCGUAUCAAGGCAUAUGGUCUCCCACGGAUCACCAAAUGGCGUGCCUGUAGAAUCUGGGACGAGGUCUGAGGACAUGGCGCGCCCUAGAGCAUUCUCAGCGGGUGAUAGCUCGGAUGAUGACGACUUCCCCGAACCGAUUAAAUUCAGUGCUGCCGCGAAAGCGUUGCUAGAGGAGGGUGUGUCGGGGUUAGAUACGUCGCCGAGACGGAGCCCACGGGGUGUGAUAGAAGGCGAAGGAUAUCAAACGGAUCAAGUGCGACGACAGCAGGGGAAACAUGUCAGAAUUGCAUCGCCAGGACAGCGGAUGAGCGCGAGUCCGUCGUUAAGGAUAGUUCGUCUUGCUUCUGAGUCUCGACGCUCGCCCAGCUCAUUAGGAAAGGAAUCUUCGUUUAUGUCGAAUAGAGGAGAGGGUGGAUAUGACGGGUCAAUGGGAACUGGGAAUGAUUUCGUCACCCCAGCACCAAGGACAAGGAGUGUGAGGAUCGCGACCGGCUCAAGGAGUACGACCCGUUCAACGUCUGCAUCGAUUCUAUCAGCCAAUGGGGGCUCCUCCAGUGAUGCUAGCCGGAUUGAUGAGAGGUCGUUAUUAGAGGAAGGAGUGAAAACAGGCCUUGAUGAACGAAGCUGUGUGCGAAGCGGAAUGGGUACCGUGCCCCGGGUAAGGGGGGAAGUUGACACUGGAGUACACGGCUCUCUACGAGUGAAGCGAGUGGGUAAACUGCCAGGGUCUUUUCUUAACGGACCGGCCAGGAGAGGCGUGCCACGGCGGCAGAGCGAGGAAGAGACGCAUCCAGAAUACCAAGAAGAAUCGUAUCUCAAUCCUGAACCUCACGCCAGAUACGGAGAAGGGCAGGUGCCAAUUUCGCGCCUGGGAGAUUCGAUGCUACGUGGCGAUGCGCCUUUUGAAAGACGGCGGGAAUCGCCACGGCUCUCAGAUCAUAACAUGGUUGGCUCGGCGUCAGCGAUGACCCCUCGAUCCAUACCAAUCAGAGAACGAUCGCAUCAAAAGGAAAACGGCAGCAGUGCCUUGAAGAACGGCUCUCCCCUACCCCUAAACCAUCUCAAGUCCUCGUCUGGGUCUCGCCAUAGUGGCUCACCUAAAUCAUUUACUGAUAGCCAACCAGAGUAUCGCGCUCCCCGGCCCGUCGAGUUACCAGCCAAAAAUGACCAGGAAAAUGGCGCGCCGUCUACGUUCAAAACCUCAAGACCUCAUGGUUUCGGAUCAUUAAACGACAAAGUGUCGGUUUUGUAUGAGGGGAACAAGAGUAGCAACAGCAAGCCCCCACCGGAGACAGUAUCCCCACGAAAGCCGCUAGGAAAGAUGAGCAAUAAUACUCCUCGCCGGCCUGCGCCGCUCCCACCACCUAAAAUGAGUGUGUUGGAAACAGCUACUGCUGUUGCAGGCGCCGCCACAUCCAAAAAAAAGCGAGCACAAGUAUCCGUCAAUCGCAAAACCUAUACACGAAUGGAUUGUAUUGGACGUGGCGGAAGUUCCAGAGUUUAUCGCGUGAUGGCGGAGAAUUGUAAGAUAUUUGCGCUUAAACGGGUGAACCUUGAGGACGUUGAUCCCUCAGCUUUGAUUGGAUAUAAAGGGGAGAUCGAUCUUUUGAAAAAGCUACGCAAUGUCGAGCGUGUUGUUCAGCUCUAUGACUGGGAGAUUAACGAAGAAAAGCGCGCCUUGAGCGUUCUGAUGGAGAUGGGAGAGUCGGAUCUUCACGAAAUCCUCAAGUUUAAACUAAAUGCCGAAGACGCUGCUUUUGAUCCGGUCCUCACCCGAUUCUACUGGAAGGAGAUGCUCGAAUGCGUCCAAGCUGUGCAUGAUUUUGACAUCGUUCACUCUGAUCUCAAGCCUGCCAAUUUCCUUCUCGUCCGAGGCAAACUGAAACUUAUUGAUUUUGGGAUCGCGAAUACAAUUCAGGACCAUACGGUCAAUGUACAUCGCGAACAGCAAACAGGAACCCCGAAUUACAUGGCCCCCGAAGCACUCAUUGAUUGCAACGCAAUGUCGGGUCUACCCGCCACUGCUGGCAAGAUGAUGAAGUUGGGGAAGCCGAGCGACGUGUGGAGCCUUGGAUGUAUACUGUAUUUGAUGGUCUAUGGGAAACCUCCUUUUGCACAUAUCACGAAACUCCUCGAACGGAUCAUGUCGAUUCCCAAUCCGAAAGUGCCCAUCAAUUAUCCUCCUGUUGGAGUGGGAAAUAUUCCCGUCCCACCAUCAAUAUUGCGAACUUUGAAGGGUUGUUUACAGCGCGACCAAACGUUACGGCCUACAAUAAAGCAGUUGCUCGGCCGCAAUGAUCCAUUUUUAUACCCGGAGGCGCAUCUCCAAGGCACAGUGCCCAUAUCACAGGAGAUGCUAGGUAGGAUAUUAAGCAAUGUGGUUAAUCAUUGUCGUGCUCGGGGAACCCCAACGGAUGAAGAACUAGCAGGUUGGCCGUCGGGAUUCUUUGCGAAGAUCCAAGCUGCCAUGCAAGCCGACGGGUGA